AUGUGUAGCAAGACGGCUGAGCACAUGCAAUGGCAUAAUUCUACACCUGCAAGAGAUGGAUUACUGAGACAUCCAAGGGACGGUGAAGCAUGGAAGAAUUUUAAUGCGAUGCACACACUAUUUGCCGAAGAGCCACGAAAUGUUCGCCUAGGUCUUGCAACUGAUGGUUUUAAUCCCUUCGGAGCCUUGAGUUCUACUAAUAGCGUUUGGCCUGUGUUCUUGAUUCCAUACAAUCUUCCACCUUGGAUGUGUAUGAAUCACACUUCUUUCAUCUUAUCAAUGGUUAUUCCAGGAAAGAAGUCCCCGGGAAAUAAGAUAGAUGUGUACUUGCAGCCCCUUAUAAAUGAAUUGAAAGAUUUAUGGAUUGAUGGUGUGGAGACAUUUGACUCAUCAUCCGGAAACACAUUUAGAAUGCAUGCAGCUCUUAUGUGGACAAUAAGUGAUUUUCCUGGGUUAGGUAUGCUAUUUGGUUGGAACACACACACCGGUUUAGCUUGUCCCACUUGUAACUUUGAUUCUUUUCCUUGUUAUCUCCGUCAUAGUUCUAAAUGGUGCUUCAUGGGUCAUAGACGUUUUUUGGGAAGAAAUCAUAGAUUUAGACUGAAUCGUGUUCGUUUUGACGGAAGCACAGAGGAGCGUGGUCCACCUAAGAAGUUAUUAGGUUCUGACAUUCUUGAACAACAACAGGAUGUUGAAACACGAGAUCAGCAACGAGAAGAAUCUCGUAGUGGUGGGAAAAGACCUCGACGAGAAGUUAAGCAGUGGAACAAGCGAAGCAUUUUCUUUGAUCUUCCGUACUGGAAAACCAAUUUGUUGCGUCACAAUCUGGACUUUAUGCACAUUGAGAAGAAUGUGUGUGAUAACAUUUUGUACACUUUGCUUAAUGACAAAGCAAAAUCAAAGGACAAUCUCAAGGCACGGAAAGAUUUGAAAGAAAUGGGCAUAAGGCGUGAUCUCUGGCCAAGUGACAAUGGAUCAUAUCAUUUAUCUUUAUUUUCACUAACACGUGACACCAAGAAGCUAUUUCUUUCGGCAUUGAAGAAUGUUGUGCUACCAGAUGGAUACUCAAGUAAUAUUUCGAGAUGUGUGGAUGAAGGACAGAAAAAAAUUUUUGGAUUAAAAAGUCAUGACUGUCAUAUUCUUUUGGAGGAAUUGUUACCAAUAGCAGUUCGUCAUUUGCUGCCGGAUCAUGUUACUGCAGUAUUGGCUGAGUUUGGCUCAUUCUUUAAGAUCCUUUGUGGGAAAAGCUUAAGUAACUCUGAACUUGACAAGCUCCAACAACGCAUAGUGGUCAUCCUUUGCCAGUUGGAAAUGUUAUUCCCUCCAUCAUUCUUUACCGUCAUGGUUCACUUGACAGUCCAUCUAGUAGAUGAAGCAAAGCUCGGAGGUCCAGUGCAUUAUCGAUACAUGUAUCCAAUUGAGAGGGAGUUAGGCCAUCUAAAAUCCCAUGUGCGGAAUAGAGCACAAGCAGAAGCAUCUAUUGCCGAAGGAUAUUUAGCUGAGGAAUGUCUCACUUUUUGUUCUCGCUAUUUUGAAGAUAUAGAGACAAGGUUCAAUAGAGCUAGACGUGUAUGUGAUGACCCGCUUGACAAGGGAUGCUCAGAAUCUUGUCUCUUUCCGCCGGUGGGUAAAGCAGGGAGUUCUGGUACAAUUUUUACGUUGAAUGAAAAGCAAAAGCUACAAGCCCAUAGAUAUGUGUUACUAAAUUGUCCAGCCGUCAAGGAUUAUGUGAAUGAAUUUAGAGAAUACAUAAGAAGAAGUUCAAAGGGAAGGAGACCGAACCCCACAGACAUAGAGAAGAGAGUAUUUAAGGAAUUUGUUUCGUGGUUUGAAAAACGAAUAAUGAACCCGGAUACCAUAGAACAGUUGUCUACUGACAUAAAAUUUUUAGCACGAGGCCCCUUAUCAAAUGCAACGAGAUAUAGUGCUUAUAAAAUAAAUGGUUGCACAUUUCGAACUAUUGCUUGUGAAGAAGGUUUGAGGACACAGAAUAGUGGAGUAUAUUUAACCUCUAGCACACCAUGUGUUGCAAGUCGAGUUGACAAAAAUUUAAGACAAGGUGAUGUACCCUAUUAUGGCAAGUUGGAGGAUAUAAUUGAGGUUAGCUAUUAUGGGCGAUUCACUGUUGUUCUCUUCAAAUGUAAAUGGGCUGAUUCCACUCGACAUAGAGGAUAUAGAAGAGAUCAAUGGCAUUUUCAUUGUGUUAACUUUGAAAGACCAAUUCAUACCGGUGAACAUGAAGAGGAUGAGCCUUAUAUUCUAGCGUCACAAGCAUCAAUGGUAUACUAUGUAGAUGAUGUCGUUAACAAAGGAUGGAGUAUUGUUGUUCAUUUAAAACCAAGAGAUUUGUAUGAAAUGGGUGAUGAAAUUGAAGAGGCUGCAGAUGAGGACGAGCCACAUCAAGAGCAAGCUCUUGAUCAAUAUUUUGGUAACAGUGAUGAAUACAUUCAAUUGGCAACAAACCACUUGAUCGAUGACGUAGUUUACUCAUAA
Messenger RNA from Arachis stenosperma, 2493 nucleotides. RefSeq lists its product as uncharacterized. NCBI's taxonomy places the organism in Eukaryota, Viridiplantae, Streptophyta, Magnoliopsida, Fabales, Fabaceae. The record is from RefSeq and is a predicted model, not a curated record. The transcript has 4 exons. Bases 1 to 2493 code for a protein of 830 amino acids.